AUGCGGCUGAAAGAAAAGACUGAAAGACUAGCAACGCUUCUAGCUGCCUAUAUAAAAGAAGACAUGGAUUCCCUUAAGAGAUCAGGUAUAGAGGAGGAGUAUGAUGAAAGGGAGCAGCUACUGCAGGAAAUAAGGGAGUUGAAGAAUGAGGCUGAGAAUGUGAAAAAGGAGAAGAAGGCAGACAAGGCCGCAAAAAAGGAAAAGGAAGAGUGUCAAGGUGAAGAAAUUCGUCGGAAGGCAAUGGAGGGCAUGACAAAAAAUCCAACACCAACGAAGAAAGCCAAGUUUGAUGUGGGUGAUUAUUUGGAGAGGAAGGCGGACAUUGAGGAAAGGAGGCUUUCCCUUGAGGAGAAGAAGCAAGAGGCUGAGAGGGAGGAGAGGAGGGUUUCAUGGAGGCCCUUCUCAAAUUCUGUAACAAAUAGUCAGAUGAAAUAA
Messenger RNA from Lineus longissimus, 435 nucleotides. RefSeq names its product arginine and glutamate-rich protein 1-like. Bases 1 to 435 code for a protein of 144 amino acids. The transcript has 3 exons. The record is from RefSeq and is a predicted model, not a curated record. Lineage: Eukaryota; Metazoa; Nemertea; Pilidiophora; Heteronemertea; Lineidae.